AUUAUUUUACAAGAAAAAAAUACUUCUACCACAUCCAGCUUUUCUCAGACACCAGUGCUUUCUGACCAAGCAAGCGUUCAGCAGACUGCUGAAACCAUUCUUCGACCUAACACUUCCCUCCUUAUAAAACGCCUUACAUAUGCUAAUGUCGAACAUCUAGCACAGAAACUGCUCGAUCAUAAUACUAUUAGUGUCGAGGAAUUGGAAAACAUUACAUGUUGCAAGACACCGACUAGGAGUGCAAGGCAAUUGGUGAUGCACACAAUGAUAAAAAAGUCAUGGGAAGAUGGUGUACAAUUCGCUCGUUCCUGAAGCAAACAGAAGGUCUGCAUGACAUCGGGACUCGACUGUUGGUUGCAGCUGGUGUAUCAGACGAGCAACCAUUGGAUACUCAGCAGCUUGUGAAGGAGAAUUGUCUGCUGAGGGAUAAAAUUCCAGGGAAGAAUUUGAUGUUAACAGCAUAUCGUUGUGAACUGAUGAAAAGAGCCGGAAAGACUGAGGAUGUUGAUACAUUUGUUUGGAAAUGUUUACCAACUUUACCACCGAACCGAUCGUUUGCACUCAACUGUGUGACAUCUUGCAAUGGUACUAUUGUUGUCAGCUUCUGGGGCCGGAGAGAACUAUAUACGCUAGCUCCUGGUGUCGAGACAUGGCAGUGUUACAGAAGUGAUCAUGGUCAGAUCAGAAAUGUAUUCAGCUCACAGAAUAAUUGCUAUGUGUACGUCGUAGAGGGAGCUGACAAGAAAAUCUACAGCUGGAAUGAGAACGAUUGGCACUUUGUUACUGACGUACCAAUUUCUAUGAAAAAUGACAUGAGCGUUUCCCUAACUGCUGAUGAUAAUGAUCAUAUCUACAUACUGGGUGGGGAAAAUAGCAAACGCGACAACAGCUUAGCGUAUGUAUAUGAUCUGAAAAGGAAUGGCUGCUGGCAGCCAUUGCCGGAUAUCCCAUCUGUCUGUUACCUUGCCUCGGCAUUUCAUUUUGACAAUACUUGUAUGCAGCUGGAGGACGCACGAGAAAUGCCAAAAGUCAGCACUCUGUACUAACAAACAUUAUUCAGUUGCCCCUCAAUGGAAAGCGUUGGAAUGAAGUUCAAUCUCUAACCAAUGCUGGAGCUACUGUCGCUCCUCUUUGUGGAAAACUUAUUGCUACAGGAGGAAAGUUGCCUAAUGGGCCUUCUGUAAAGAAAGCUGAGGUGUUGGACAUGCGGUUCCAUAAUAAGUGGUUGCCUCUCCCUGAUAUGAUGACCGCUCGUUUUCGGCAUGGAGUUUGCACUACAACAAAAAAUUGUCUAGUAGUAGUCGGAGGAUAUGGUAUUAACAAACAGUGUGAACUGUUCAGCUGUACUACUAAUUAUUAAUCUUUUGUAUUGAACGAGUUAUGUAUUUCUAGUCAGUCAAUUCCUA
Corticium candelabrum is the source of this 1406-nucleotide messenger RNA. RefSeq lists its product as uncharacterized. Bases 279 to 1046 code for a protein of 255 amino acids. The transcript has 3 exons. NCBI's taxonomy places the organism in Eukaryota, Metazoa, Porifera, Homoscleromorpha, Homosclerophorida, Plakinidae. Gene Ontology annotation, molecular function: protein binding. The record is from RefSeq and is a predicted model, not a curated record.